ACCAUGGAGGGAUUCCGACCGUACACUGGUCAAGAGCUACACAUGGCAUCUCCUACCGAUCUCCACCUUCCCGCAUAUGGCAAUUCCCACGUCUUCCCCACUUCUCCCACUAAUUAAACCUCUUUCACAUUCUUCGCUUCUCAACAUUUCUAUGCUCCGCAGACUCUUCCUCUCUUCCUCUUCUCAUCGCUUUCUUCCUCACCGACCAAAACCAUCGUCGCCUGGGAAAUACGCGUAUACCGCAGCCCACUUCCCUUCCUCCUCUGUUAUAUCACGACGCAUUCUCGCUCCCAAGGUUUUGGCAAUGGCUGAAAGGCCCACCCAUUCGACGUCUUGUUCCCACAAGUAUACCAAUCGACUUGUAGCCGAGCACAGCCCUUACUUGCUGCAGCACGCCCAUAAUCCGGUUGAUUGGUAUCCAUGGGGUGAAGAAGCUUUCGCUGAGGCACGAAAGAGAGAUGUACCUAUUUUCUUAUCAAUGGCGAUUCUAUUCGAAGUUGGGUACAGCACUUGCCACUGGUGUCAUGUUAUGGAGGUUGAGUCAUUUGAAGACCAGGGGGUUGCCAAGUUGUUGAACGAUUGGUUUGUUAGCAUUAAGGUGGACCGAGAGGAGCGACCAGACGUCGAUAAGGUGUACAUGACCUAUGUGCAAGCUUUGUAUGGGGGAGGAGGUUGGCCACUGAGCGUGUUCCUUUCACCUGACUUGAAACCUUUAAUGGGUGGAACCUACUUUCCCCCUGAUGAUAAGUAUGGACGACCUGGAUUUAAGACUUUACUUAGAAAGGUGAAAGAAGCUUGGGACAGUCAGAGGGAUACACUAGUUAAGAGUGGAGCCUUUGCAAUUGAACAGCUUUCUGAGGCUCUUUCUGCUGCUGCAGAUUCGAAUAAAUUGGCCGAUGGAGUUUCUGAAAGUGCUCUACGUUUAUGCUCAGAUCAACUCUCUGGAAGCUAUGACUCUAAGUUUGGUGGAUUUGGAUCUGCGCCAAAGUUUCCCCGACCAGUUGAGAUCAAUCUGAUGCUUUACUACUCCAAAAAAUUGGAGGAUACUGGGAAGUUGGGUUUAGCUAAUGAACAUCGGAAAAUGGCUUUCUUUACCUUGCAAUGCAUGGCAAGAGGAGGUGUUCAUGAUCACAUUGGAGGGGGGUUUCACAGAUAUAGUGUCGAUGAGUGUUGGCAUGUUCCACAUUUUGAGAAGAUGCUAUAUGAUCAAGGGCAGCUUGCUAAUUCUUAUUUAGAUGCUUUUUCUGUCACAAAAGACACCUUCUAUUCAUUUAUAUCACGGGAUAUCCUUGAUUAUAUGAGGAGAGAUAUGAUUGGUCCAGAAGGUGAAAUCUUUUCGGCAGAGGAUGCUGACAGUGCAGAAACUGAGGGAGCUGCAAAGAAAAAGGAAGGAGCCUUUUAUAUAUGGACCAGCAAAGAGGUUGAAGACAUACUUGGACAGCAUGCAGAUCUUUUCAAAGAGCACUACUACAUAAAGCCCUCAGGCAAUUGUGACCUUUCUAGAAUGAGUGAUCCUCACAAGGAAUUCGAGGGAAAGAAUGUCCUGAUAGAGAGAGAGGAUAUAUCUGAAUUGACAUCAAAAUAUGGUAUGUCAGCUGAGAAAUAUUCUGAGAUUCUAGGAGAAUGCAGGCAAAAGCUAUUUGAAGUGAGGUCAAAACGACCAAGGCCACAUUUAGAUGAUAAGGUGAUUGUAUCCUGGAAUGGGCUUGUGAUCUCAUCUUUUGCUAGAGCCUCUAAGAUUCUCAAUGUUGAAGCUGAAGGAACCAGAUUCAACUUCCCUGUUGUCGGCAGUGAACCAAAGGAGUACUUGGAAAUUGCGGACAAGGCAGCCUCCUUUAUUAGGAAGCAACUUUACAAUGAAGAGACAAGCAGGCUGCAGCAUAGUUUCCGAAACGGUCCCUCUAAAGCUCCUGGCUUUUUGGAUGAUUAUGCUUUUCUGAUUUCUGGAUUGCUGGAUCUCUAUGAGUGCGGUGGUUCAGUUGACUGGCUUGUGUGGGCAAUUGAGCUGCAGGAGACCCAGGAUGCUUUGUUUCUUGAUAGGGAGGGAGGAGCUUAUUUUAACACGGCAGGAGAAGAUCCAUCAGUUCUUCUCCGAGUAAAGGAAGAUCAUGAUGGGGCCGAACCCUCUGGGAACUCAGUUUCUGCAAUUAAUCUAUUAAGAUUGGCUUCCAUGGUUGCUGGAAAUAAGGCUGACUAUUAUAGACAAAACGCAGAACAUCUUCUGGCAGUAUUUGAAAAUAGAUUGAACGAUAUGGCUAUGGCAGUGCCUUUAUUGUGUUGUGCAGCAGACAUGUUGCACGUUCCUUCCCGCAAGCAAGUAGUUCUGGUGGGUGAAAAGAAUUUGAAGGAAUUUGAAAGCAUGCUUACCACAGCUCACGCAUUAUAUGACCCUAACAGAACCGUUAUUCAUAUAGAUCCCAACAACAAGAAGGAGAUGGAAUUUUGGGAAGCACAUAAUGGCAACAUUGCUGUCAUGGCGAAGAAUAACUAUGCAGCAGACAAGGUUUCAGCUCUUGUUUGCCAAAACUUCACUUGUAGCCCGCCUGUGACUGAUAACGCUUCACUCGGAGCUCUGCUCUCUAAAAGACCCUCAUCUUCAUCUGCUUAGACGGGGUUCUGAGAUCUCAAAGUAGGCAAUAGAAGUGAACAAUACUGAUAGUUAUCCUUUAAUAACGUGUUUAUCUACGGAAGCUAUUGAUUCUGAGUCUUUGACUAUUAGCAUCAACUGGAAGUGGUACAUAUUCCUCAUUGAUACGUACAGGGUGACCGGUUCAUAAGUAUUUUGCGGCUUCUCAUCUGUCUCUGCUGUGGAAGCCGGAAUUGCCAAUGGCUGGGUUUGUUCGGGUCCAGCCACGUAUAGCCCUUUCCCCUCACCCCCGGUGUUUUUUUUUUUUUUUUAAAAAUAAUGCAGAAGCAUAUCUAAUUUCAAACAAAUUGAUCAGAAAUUGUACCUGUAGCCUGUAGCAUAAAAUUAUAGGGUCGAAAUGGAAAGAAUCAUCUUCAAUUUAAA
Neltuma alba is the source of this 3010-nucleotide messenger RNA. Its product is annotated as spermatogenesis-associated protein 20. The record is from RefSeq and is a predicted model, not a curated record. Gene Ontology annotation, biological process: carbohydrate metabolic process. Bases 77 to 2608 code for a protein of 843 amino acids. NCBI's taxonomy places the organism in Eukaryota, Viridiplantae, Streptophyta, Magnoliopsida, Fabales, Fabaceae. The transcript is spliced from 15 exons. Gene Ontology annotation, cellular component: chloroplast.